UGUAGACAGAAACAGCCGACAGCCAAAGCCCCCACACUGCUGACAGCUCGUAUACCAGCUAGAGUAGCUGAGUGGAGCCAUGUUUUGUUGCUGGCGUUAAGUAGAAGUCACGUAGGACACAGCGCUGAAGCACUAACCUGAAUUUCCCGGCGCAGACACACCAACCUCUGUGGGAGGUUCCGUGUUAACCUUUGGGCUGCUGGUGGACUGGCUGCAGAGGCCAUGAUUUAAUUCUCAUCUGUUGACAAGCAGCAAAAGCAAUGUCUGUCAGCUGCCUCCUGCGAUGCAUCGUCAGGCUAAAGAGGAAACAUGUGGUCACACAUUUAGCCCAACAGAGGGCUCUGUCAGGGGCAGAUGCUGUCAAUGCACUCAGACCGUUUUAUUUUGCGGUCCAUCCUGACUUCUUUGGUCAGCAUCCCAGAGAGCGGGAAGUGAAUGAGAAUUCAUUAAAGAGAUUAAACGGCUAUUUGGAAAACCUGCAGAAGCCAGGCUCACGCUCAGUUCAGCCAAUGAAGCUCACCUUUUAUGUCAGGGACACAAAGGACAGCAGCGAUAUGCAGCCAGAUCUCCUCACCUCAGGGUUCCGGUCAGUGAGUUUCACCCUGCACACAAACGAUGUCUUGAGCACAGUGAUGAAUGUCUUAAAGUCCUGCAGCCUGCCUGUGGAGCACAUGAAGGGACUGAAUGAAAGUGCAGAGAAAUCCAAAAGUACACCUGAGGCAGCUGUGCCUUUCUACAGACCUAUCAAAUGGGAUAAAAGCUACUACACCUUCACUGGCUUCAGAGACCCCGAGCAAGAGCUGCAGCAGGCCAGGAGAGUGGAGCCCACUCUCAGCUUGUGGUUGAGAAACAAUGAGCCUGAGGCGACAAAGAAGCACAAUGCUAGUCUUCCUCGGAGAGAAGAGUUGAACAGACUGAAGAAGGAAUUGUGUCACAAAUUUGAUCUGGCUGAUAUCAGGUGGCAGCGCAGCUGGGGAGUGGCCCACAGGUGCUGUCAGCUACAGAGUCUGAGCAGACUGUCUCAGCAGAGCCCAGAGGCCCUGAUCAACCUACAAGGACACACCGUUGUGUUUGCUGACCAGUCAGGGAUGAACGCCUCAGGACAUGUAAUGCUGGGAACCAUGGACGUUCAUCAUCAGUGGAUUAAACUGUUUCAACAGCUGCCCAGCUAUCGCAGCCUGCAGCAGCAGACAGACUGGCUGAAGGAGAGGAUCAGCCUCCUGCUGGGAGGCACUCAGGUGGUCCACCUGGAGAGGCUGGGACUAGUUCAGCCCAUGGCCGAGCACUACAGCACCCUCAGCACCUUCCAUAAGACCCUGAUGUCCCGACGCCUUCGCCUGCACCCCCGCAGCCUGCAGGGCCUCACCAUGUUGUUGGAGAAUGACCGCUCUAACCCCAGUCUUCAUGAGAUGGGACACUUCAUCAUCCCCACCAACUGUGACCCCCCCAAGCUGCAAGUCUUCCUCCAAAGCCACGCCCCCGAGGCCAGACAGCGCACCCAACGCAAAAACCAGCUGCAGGCGGAGGAGGAGGCUGUGGUGAAGCAGUGUCUCCAGAGUCUGUCCCUGAGGAGUCUGUCCAAGGAGCCAAGUGUCAGCUCCAGUCAGAUGAUCCUGUGCUGCAAACGGCUGCUGGAGCAGCGCUCCCCCCUCAUGCAGGGCCUCCACGUCUGCGUCUCUCACUUCUACUCCGUCAUGCAGGACGGGGACCUGUGUCUCCCCUGGGACUGGAAGAGCUGAACUUAGAGAAAGUCCGAUGUUUUUAGCCGGUUUAAUGUUGUUGAAGCAGAAAAUAGACGUCUCUAACAGGAUGUUUGUCAGGGGUCAGAGGUCACUACAGAUUUCUGCUGGUUCUCAAGGGAAAACUUUGUUUAGGGGUUUUAUUAAGGCUGACCAGUUUGGACUCAUCCAGUAAGAUGCACUUUAUCCUCCUGCUCAAAAAAAAGCCAAAUAGAGGAAGAACUGGAUGGUCAUUAGAGGCCAGUGCGUCCCAUCCUGGGUGGGUGUGGGGUGUCGGGGCAAUUCACUAAAUAUUUCAAAAGAAAGGGAAGAAGAGCAAAAAGCAUUUCAGCUACAAAUGUUUGCUUCUGUCCUAAAACAGAAAAUUUGACCUCUUCAGGAAUCAGUAAUAGAAGGAUGAUAAGGGACGGGGGCAGUGCCUGACUGGGAACCAGUGACAGAGGUUCAGGGUUCAGGUGAUGAGGGUUGAAAGCUUAUCGUGUGACCGUCACUAUUUACUGUAUUUACUGUUGCUGAGUGAAGUGCACUGAGAAAGAGUUAAACAAUGGUUGUGUUCAUUGUGUUAAAGGUACAGUCUGUGAGCUCAGUGUCAACUAAAAUACUUACUGAACCACCACAUUUACUACCCUGGGUUCUAACCUGUUAGGAUUCUGAUUCACAGACUGACACCAGAAAAGUUUCCUUAAAAUAAACUCAUUCGUGGAGUGGAAUCAGAGGAAAGCAGCUCAAACCGAGGCGUCUUCCGCCCCCCUCCACACACCUGACCAAUCACUGCGGCCACAGCUUCCAGAGUGCCAGCGUCCCCAGAUCCUACUCUGAAACAGAGACUGUGUGUGAUGAAGGGUUGCUUCACUUUUUUUUCACACAUUUCAGAUGCUGGUGCACAGUCUUGAGUCCAGAGCUGGAGUCCAUGGGACUGUGAAGGAAUAGUUGAUCACAUACGCUCCCUGAUUCUCACACAGCUCUCAGUAACACCUUAUAGAAACACUGCUAGAAACAUGUAAUCAUCUGUCCAUAAUGGAAGAACGGUGAUUGAAUAAUGGAACAACUUUUUUAAUGUAACAUGUUAUUACAUUUUGAUUGAGGUACAAAAAAGGUACGAAAUAAAGGUUAUAACUUAUAUUGUA
Messenger RNA from Toxotes jaculatrix (banded archerfish), 2866 nucleotides. RefSeq names its product T cell activation inhibitor, mitochondrial (gene tcaim). Bases 261 to 1739 code for a protein of 492 amino acids. NCBI's taxonomy places the organism in Eukaryota, Metazoa, Chordata, Actinopteri, Toxotidae. Gene Ontology annotation, cellular component: mitochondrion. The transcript has 11 exons. The record is from RefSeq and is a predicted model, not a curated record.